Messenger RNA from Hipposideros armiger (great roundleaf bat), 1511 nucleotides. RefSeq names its product WAP four-disulfide core domain 1 (gene WFDC1). The transcript has 10 exons. Bases 543 to 1388 code for a protein of 281 amino acids. The record is from RefSeq and is a predicted model, not a curated record. NCBI's taxonomy places the organism in Eukaryota, Metazoa, Chordata, Mammalia, Chiroptera, Hipposideridae. Gene Ontology annotation, cellular component: extracellular region. Gene Ontology annotation, molecular function: peptidase inhibitor activity. Gene Ontology annotation, biological process: regulation of cell growth.
GGUUUUCAGCUUGAGAGGUGGGACAGGGAGGGCUUUCACCAUCAGAUUUGCUUUGGGGGAAUAAAACGAAAACAAGUGGCCCUAGUGCAAACAUUACGUUAGGGGUGGGUCCAGGUCCUGGGGAAAAUAAAACAAGAUAAGCCCAGUAAAGGUCUGGCCCCGCUACUAAAAAGGAGCUGAGUCUGCUGACGGGUCCGACUUCAGCUGGGAGAAGGCGAUCGAGAGCCAAGCCAAUCUUCAAACCUGACUUUUCAACCCAUUGGCCAGAGCUGAGGCGUCAGUUUCCUGGGGAAUUGGCCUGGACUGGUCACUGGUCACUGUCAGGCAGGGAGGAGGCCAGCAGGCUCGUUGGAGUUCGGAGUUGGAGAGAGAAGCUGGGAGUUCCCUGGUCGGGAAGACAUCAACUGUGAGUUAAGGGGGAGACGGACACGGAGUGGAGAGACACUUUCCUCCCUUUUCGGAGGGCAGGAAGCCUUCGGCAGGCAGCAGCUGUCAGGCCCCAGCAGGCAAGCCUCACCAGCAGGACCCUCAGAGCUGAGGAAAUGAAAGCCCUCGGCAGCUUCAAGGCUUUUCCAGAGGAAACCUCGCCCACAGAUCUACAGGAAGCCACAUUCACAGGACCCGCACGGCGAGAGGGCUCCUCUUCUCUGAACAUCUGGAAAGAAAUGCCUUCUACCAGCUGCAGGAUGGUUAGCGGAGGAAGGAAUGUCCUCUGGACUCUCUGCUUUCUGCUGCUUCUCCUCGAAGUCAGUUCUGCCAAGAAUAUCUGGAAACGGGCAUCGCACAUGAGGCUGGCUGAGAAGUCCCACGGCAAGGAGGCUGGCGGCUCCCAGCAACCCCGAGCAGACCGCUGCCCGCCGCCCCCGCACUUGCUGCCCCCCGACGCCUGCCAGGCGGCGCGCUGCCAGGCCGACUCCGAGUGCCCGCGGCACCGGCGAUGCUGUUAUAACGGCUGUGUGUAUGCCUGCCUGGAGGCCGUGCCGCCCCCGCCAGUUCUAGAUUGGCUGGUCCAGCCGAAACCUCGAUGGCUUGGUGGCAACGGCUGGCUCCUGGACGGCCCUGAGGAGGUGUUGCAAGGCCUUCUCCAGGGUGGGUGGAGAGCAGUUUCUGACAAGAACCACACACAGGCCCAGGGCCUAGAGAACGCAGAGGCCUGCAGCACCACAGAAGAUGGGGCGGAGCCACUCCUCUGUCCCUCAGGCUAUGAGUGCCACAUCCUGAACCCAGGUGACAUCACUAAGGGCAUCCCCAACCAUGGGCAGUGCGUCAAGCAGCGCCAGCAGGCAGACGGGCGAUUCCUACGACACACAUUGUACAAAGAAUAUUCAGAGGGUGACUUCAAGAACGUGGCAGAACAUGGAAAAGGACAACAGAGGCACCUUCAAUAAAGCAAGGACAGCGACCAGCCUGAAAGGACAUCUCCACUUGCUGCGAAGCCUUGGAAACAGUUGUGUAAAAAUGAUUUGACCCCCAGAGGAUACGCCCAGCUCAGCAGACCAUGACCUCAGAGA